UACAGUCACCUCACAACAAGGAGAUGUCACGAAUUGGAUGUAUAUGCAGAGCUUAUGCCUUGUACAUCAAAGCUAGCUGACCUCAAACUCAAGCCCAGAGGUAUCAUUCUCUCUGAAUCUCUGUACUCUAUGUACAACAAUGAUGCACCUCAGGCAGCCAGUAUCUACACUCUGGGUAUCCCUAUCCUUGGUAUCUGCUAUGGCCUCCAGGAGAUUUGCUGUAAUCACAAGGGAGAGGUAGCAAAAUGUGAUCAUUGCGAAUACAGGCUUGUGGAAUUUAAAAUCAGCAGGUCCAGUGAAUCAGGAAACUCAGUUGAUGCCUUGUUUGAAAGACUUGGUGAUCAGAUGCAGGUGCGUCUGGAUGUCAAACUGUCUGUUAUGCCUCCUGACUACCAUGUCAUUGGACAGAUGAGCACCGCUGCCUAUGCCACCAUCACACAUAACUCCAAGUCGGUUUAUGACAUUCAGAUCCAUCCAGAGGUAACAGAUUCCCCACACAGGAAGGCAGCUCAUUGGUUGAUUUGUGCUGAAUACAUGCCAAUGCCGACCAAACUGGACAAUCAUGAAGAGAAAUUUAUUGGCAAGGAAAUUGUCCACAUCCGCAGGAUGUGUGGUCUGAAAGGCUGUAUGAUCGGCACAGUCAGCAGAGGUGUUGAUAGCACUGUUGCAACCAAGUUAAUGCACGAGGCAAUCAGUGACGGAUUCCAUGCCAUCAUGGUAGACAGUGCGACCAUA
Suillus subaureus is the source of this 735-nucleotide messenger RNA. RefSeq names its product class I glutamine amidotransferase-like protein. NCBI's taxonomy places the organism in Eukaryota, Fungi, Basidiomycota, Agaricomycetes, Boletales, Suillaceae. Gene Ontology annotation, cellular component: cytosol. The annotation marks the transcript as partial. The transcript is spliced from 6 exons. Gene Ontology annotation, molecular function: ATP binding; GMP synthase activity. Gene Ontology annotation, biological process: GMP biosynthetic process. The record is from RefSeq and is a predicted model, not a curated record.